UAUCGCAUUCCACGCGUUAUUUCCAUUUCAUUCGAGAGCGGAAUCAGACGUGGAUCACAAACGGCUCGAAUAGUACAUCGAAUUGAUCGUGGUGUUUUCGAAAAAUCAGUUUUCUGAUUAGCGAAGAAAGAAAAAUAUUAUAGAAAGAAAAAUGGGUAAGGCAAAAGCAUUGAAGCAUAAUGCAAAUAAAGGAAAACAGCAGUUGCAUGAAAUAAAAGGUGGUUCUAUAAAAAAGAACAAAGAUUCCAAACUCAAAAAUACAUCCAAAGGUCAAAAGCAUACUCCAAAUAAAAACAAGGUUCCAAAGAAAUAUCAAAAGCCUUCUCCAAAUAGUAAUGCAGCAAAGCAAUCAAAGCAAGAUUCUCCAAACAAAAAACGAAAUUUAAAGCAAAGCACGAAUUCAAGCAAAGCACAAAAAAUUGGUAAGAAGACUUUCAACUCUAGAAAGACAGAAAAGCAAUUGGAUAAGUCUAAUUCUAACAUCACUGAAAGUGAUGAUAGUUCAUUUAAAUCAGAUGAAACAUUUGAAACCGAUUCAGAUGUCCCAGAUAUUUUUGACAAGAGCUUAGCAGAAUCAGACGAUGACGAUGAAGAUUAUGAAAAGGGUGAGGAAGAAGAAGACAUGGAUGAUGAUGAUGACUCUGAUGAAGAAGAGACAACAGUUGAUGACAAUAGUGAUGAAGAAGAGAUGAGUGAGCGUAAAGGUGUAAAAAUGUUUAAAGGUUUACAAUCUAAAACCAAGAAAAAUAAGAAAGUUCAGAAGAGAGAUGAUGACACCGAUGAUGACGAAGUCGAAAGCGAUGAGAGUACAACUGAGAAUACAACUGAGAAUACAACUGAUGAAUAUGAUACAGAUGAAGAUGAAGAGAUAAGAAGAGAUAAGGGAGAGAAAAAGAAAGAUAACAUUAAAAAAUCUAAGUUUAAGAUUGUUAAACAAUACGUUGAAAUAGAUCCUAAAGUAAAGGAAAAUUCCAAUUUAGAUUAUAAUACUUCUGAUGAUACUAAUGACGAUAGCGAUGAUGAGGAUGCAGAAUUAGGUACAAAAGCACUUUUGGGGAAAAGUAUUGCAGACGACGAUGAUGAUGAAGAUUUUAAUGCAGAAGAUGAAGAUAGUAAUAGUGAUGAAGACGAUAUUACUAGUGAAGAAGAGUCUGAGAGUGAUAAUGCAAUAAGGAAAGCCAAUGAAGAAUUCAAUAACUGUAUUAUAGGAAAAUAUAACAUAACAAAAACAGAGAGAGACAACCUAGCAAGAAGAAUUAUUCUCAUUGAUAAUAUUCCAAAACCAACGCCAAGUUACGAGAUUGCAGAAAUGUGUGCUGAAUUUGGAAAGUACGAGAUAUUUGAAGCGAGACCUUAUCCAGCAUUCUUCACUGAUUUAAAAAUGCAGCCACUAGAGCCUCUGGAUUGGCUAAAUCGGGAUUAUCCAGAUCUAGAAACAUUCUCAGUAAAUGUUCUAUAUAAAAGCAGACAAGACGCUUUAAAAGCAAUGAAGCAUAUGCAUGGAAUGAUGUUUGCUAGAAAUUAUUUAAAUGUGAUAACUGCUGAUCUAACUGAACAAGAGCCUGACCAUGCUGUAUAUGUAACAAAUAUAAGAAAAACAAUGCCUGACAACGAUCUCUGGGAAAUGUUUAAGCAAUGUGGAAGCAUAGUACGUAUACGAAACGUACGUGAUCCAAUAUCGGGGCUAAAUAAAGGUUUUGGUUAUGUCUCCUUUAAUAAUGAGGCGGCUGUAAAGUAUGCUCUUACAUUAGACGGUGUAAAACUUAAUGGACGGCGAAUAAAAGUGCUGCCAUAUCCUUAUCGUCGAAAUCUAUCUCUUAACAAUUUGACAGAAGAAAUAAAGCGAAGGAAUCAAGGAAUAAAACGAAUUCUUUCGCUUGGAGAUAUUCUAUCAUCAAAAAAAUUUAAAAAGAAUUCAGGAGAACCUGCAGCACGUAAUGUUGAACCUGAAAGAAACAUUAAGAAACAUAAAAAGCAAGAGGAAGAUAAAAAAAAGUCUACUGCAUUUCAAGGUCAAAUGGUCGAUUUAAAAAAUAAAAGGAAGAAAAACAAACUUGAUAAGAAAAAGAAGAAAAUGGCAGAAAAGCUUACAGCUAAAUCAAUUAAAAAAAAUUAA
This is a messenger RNA of Mycetomoellerius zeteki, 2116 nucleotides long. Its product is annotated as nucleolar protein 12. Gene Ontology annotation, cellular component: nucleus. The record is from RefSeq and is a predicted model, not a curated record. Gene Ontology annotation, molecular function: RNA binding. The transcript is spliced from 6 exons. Bases 152 to 2116 code for a protein of 654 amino acids. NCBI's taxonomy places the organism in Eukaryota, Metazoa, Arthropoda, Insecta, Hymenoptera, Formicidae.